AAUUUUGAACGACAUUCGAUUUUCGACUGGGGUUCGGCAAAAGUUCUCUUCAAAUCUGAGAUACGUGGUUUUCUACAGAGAGAAGACAAUUAAUUAGUGGCGAUGGCGAUGGAUCCGGAUGCAGUUAAAUCGACUAUGCAAAAUCUAGCAUUUGGAAAUGUAAUGGCUGCAGCUGCUCGUAAUUAUCAGAAGGAAGUGUUGGCUCAAGAAAAGGCACAAACAUCAUCUUCUGUUAAUGAGGAGGUUGAUCUUGAUGAGUUGAUGGAUGACCCUGAGCUGGAAAAGUUACAUGCAGAUAGGAUUGCGGCACUUAAGAGAGAAGCUGAAAAGCGACAAUCAUUGACGAAGAAAGGACAUGGGGAGUACAGGGAGAUAACCGAAGGGGACUUUUUGGGUGAAGUCACUGGUAGUGAAAAGGUGAUUUGCCACUUCUACCAUCGGGAGUUCUAUCGCUGCAAGAUUAUGGACAAGCAUUUGAAGUCUCUUGCAACGAGUCAUCUAGAUGCCAAGUUUGUUAGACUAGAUGCGGAGAAUGCCCCUUUCUUCGUCACCAAACUAGGAAUCAAGACACUGCCAUGUGUUGUAUUGUUCAGAAAAGGAAUUGCAGGAGAUAGGCUGGUUGGGUUUCAAGAUCUGGGAGGAAAAGACGAUUUUAGCACGAGGAAGCUAGAAGCUUUAUUGAUAAAGAAAGGUAUUAUUGAAGAAACUAAAAAAGACGAUGACGAAGAAGGUGAAUAUGAUGAAAGUAGACGUAGGACGGUGAGAUCUUCCGCUAAUCAUGAUUCCGACUCGGAAUAAAAAGGUUGAAGGGAAAAUAACAUCUGCAUCCCGAGUUCGAUGAUCAACGUUAUUGUAUUGUAUAAUUUGCCAAGAUUUUGAGUUGCAGUCGUAAGAGUAGCAUCGAUGGAUCAUAUACGCAUCGGUCUGUAUCUUUUUUGUAUGAAUGUUAACU
Cynara cardunculus var. scolymus (artichoke) is the source of this 952-nucleotide messenger RNA. RefSeq names its product thioredoxin domain-containing protein PLP3A. NCBI's taxonomy places the organism in Eukaryota, Viridiplantae, Streptophyta, Magnoliopsida, Asterales, Asteraceae. Bases 103 to 798 code for a protein of 231 amino acids. The transcript has 9 exons. Gene Ontology annotation, cellular component: cytoplasm. The record is from RefSeq and is a predicted model, not a curated record.